AACCAUUUUAAAAGAAUUAUCUUUACAAAAGUGCGGCCAGCACCCCGAGGCUCUGUUUUCUGUUCUCCUUCAUUUGAUAUAGGCCUAGGUCUGGGAAGUCAUAGGGUAGAAUUUUUUUCUUGUCCAUGUUGUCUCUUGACAACACAGAGAAUUGGCAAGUGAUCUUUAAUCUUAAAAUCUUCUUAGAAAUUUUACUAGUCUGUGAACCCCAAAUGGGGGAACUACUGUCUUAGAAAACCAAACCAUGUUGGGGUCCCACACCUGUAGGGAGGACUGGCUCUGCUGGGCUACCAGAGGCACAAGAAGAAAACCGUUUGUUUUUGCAAACCACAAGUUGUUUCUUUGUAGCUUUGUUCGGGUUUUAGUUUGUUUUAAUUUUAGAGACAGGGUUUCUCUGUGUAGCCCUGGCUGUCCUGGACCUCACUCUGUAGACCAGGCUGGCCUUGAACUCACAGAUCUGCCUGCCUGUGCCUGUAGGUGUGGGGGUUAAAAGCGUGCACCGCCACCACUCAGCUCCACUAGAAGUUCUUUCAAUUACAGGGCUGGUGGAGAGAGUUCAUGAUGUUUCCAAGGCUGAUGGCCACUCGGAAGAGAAGACUUUAUCUUCGAGCAGCCUGGAAGGCAAGGGCAAGGAGACAAUGCCCAGUGACUUUUGGGACCACCUGAAAGAGCAGCUGUCGUCUGUGCCCCCUGACUUCAGCUGUGCUCUUGAACUUCUGAAAGAGGUCAGGGAGAUCCUGUUGUCGCUGCUGUUACCACGUCAGAACCGCCUAAGAAGUGAGAUCGAAGAGGCUCUAGACAUGGACUUCCUCCAUCAGCAAGCUGACCGUGGGGACCUGAAUGUCACCUAUCUCUCUAAGUACAUUCUCAACAUGAUGGUCUUGCUGUGUGCACCAGUCCGAGACGAAGCCGUGCAGAGACUGGAGAACAUCACGGACCCCGUGCGGCUACUGAGGGGCAUCUUCCAAGUGCUGGGACUGAUGAAAAUGGACAUGGUGAACUAUACCAUUCAGAGCCUGCAGCCCCAGAUGCAGGAGCAUUCCAUCCAGUUUGAGCGGGCCCAGUUCCAGGAGCGUCUCAACAAGCAGCCUAGCCUCCUCGAUCACACCACCAAAUGGCUGAUGCAGGCUGCCACAGACCUCUCCAGCCCGCCUGCAAUGUGCCAUGACACACUGGAGUCGAGUAUACCUGGUCCAUCUCCCAGUGACAUGGAUUCCCCGGAGCCACUCAGCCCUUCGAUGGUGCUGUCCCAGGGAUUCCUGAACCUUCUCCUCUGGGAUGCAGAGGACGAAGAGUUUCCUGAGACCCUGCUGAUGGACAGAGCCCGGCUGCAGGAGCUGGAGUUGCAGCGAAGCCAGCUAACCGUCCUUGCAUCCGUCCUGCUGGUGGCCAGUAGCUUCUCUGGCAGCGUACUGUUCGGUUCGCCCCAGUUUGUGGAUAAACUGAAGCGAAUAACAAAGUCCCUGGUGGAGGAUUUCAACUCCAGGCCCGAGGAGACCAUGUGCACUGUGAGUGACCAGGUGACCCAGGAGAUCCACCAGAGUCUUAAAAGCAUGGGCCUUAGCCCUCUGAGCAGUGACAACACCGCGUCUCUGAUAGGACAGCUCCAGAACAUUGCCAAGAAAGAGAACUGUGUCCGCAGCGUCAUUGAUCAGCGGAUCCAUUUGUUCCUCAAAUGCUGCCUGGUUCUUGGAGUGCAGCGAUCCCUGAUGGACCUUCCUGGAGGCCUCACUCUCAUCGAAGCAGAGCUGGCAGAGCUGGGCCAGAAGUUUGUCAGCCUCACACAACACAAUCAGCAGGUCUUUGGUCCCUACUACACGGAGAUUUUAAAACCCCUCCUCUCCCCAGGCCAGGUCUGAUGGGAGAGUGGAGAAUCUCUGACAGCAGGAGCCCAGGAGAAAGACCUAUCUUCCUGAAGUGACAUCACCGGUAACCAGCGGGGCAGUGAGUCCCCUCCAUACCUUGUACCUCCAUAGCCAGCAUACAUGGGCUGUAGG
This is a messenger RNA of Cricetulus griseus (Chinese hamster), 1997 nucleotides long. The record is from RefSeq and is a predicted model, not a curated record. Lineage: Eukaryota; Metazoa; Chordata; Mammalia; Rodentia; Cricetidae.